This is a messenger RNA of Bombina bombina (fire-bellied toad), 5778 nucleotides long. RefSeq names its product phospholipase C eta 2 (gene PLCH2). Lineage: Eukaryota; Metazoa; Chordata; Amphibia; Anura; Bombinatoridae. The coding region runs from base 599 to 5278 and encodes 1559 amino acids. The transcript is spliced from 24 exons. The record is from RefSeq and is a predicted model, not a curated record. Gene Ontology annotation, molecular function: phosphatidylinositol-4,5-bisphosphate phospholipase C activity; calcium ion binding. Gene Ontology annotation, biological process: phosphatidylinositol-mediated signaling; lipid metabolic process.
GGUGUGGGCUGGAAAUCUUUGCCAGGGUAGAAACUAACUUUAGCCUUGUGCAGCUUUCAGGAUAUGUAGAAGUGGAACAUACAAUGAAGAUACAUUUGACCUAACAGGAUUCUGAUGUAUUCAAGGAAAAGUAAAGGAUUAAAGGAUGAAGAUAUGACAAUAUAAAUUUGACAUCAAGAUAGAAAAUCAGAAUUUUCAAAAUAUUCUAGAUUUUCAUUAAGAGCUUGAACAAACAGCAUUCCAUUGACUGGGUAUGAUCCAAAAAAGCACCUCCUGCCUUGGUCACACCUAAUAAUUUGUACUAGAAGAUGUGCAGGUGGGCCAGGCAUUGGUUCAUGACCGCCUUUGAAAUGGGAAUCUGAGCUAAACAUUCCAGAUGCAACAUUUCCAAACAGCUUGUGAAAACAAAAGCUUUAAGAGUAGUCUUGUGUGUUUAAGGCUGAAAUUACCAGUUGGCUGGAAACCCAAUGCACUUAGAUUUAUUCCCUGACAGAGAAGUUAACCUGGAAUUACACUGUGUUUUUACCGGACUACCGGGAUCAAGGCAUUGAAUAGCUGGAAGGAUUUUUAUUUAAAUAGUUUUGUUGGUAAAACCAUCAUGGCAUUAUCACCCCUAAGAGAAAACGCUAAGAAGGAACUAUCAGAAUCAUCAAUGGAUGGAGAUAAACUCAUUUCAUUUUUCCUGUCUAAAAAUAUUGUCUUUUUUGUGGAACGAUGUAUGAGUUCUAUGCAAGCUGGUACCCAAAUGAUCAAGCUCCGGGGUAGCUCAAAAGGCUUGGUUCGCUUUUAUUAUCUAGAUGAACAUAAGUCUUGCAUAAGGUGGAGACCCUCAAGGAAAAAUGAAAAGGCCAAAAUAUCCAUUGAUUCCAUUCAGGAGGUGUGUGAAGGGAAACAGUCAGAGAUUUUCCAACGCUAUGCAGAUGGAAGCUUUGACCCAAACUGCUGUUUCAGUAUUUACUAUGGAGAUCACAUGGAAUCUCUGGAUCUGGUGUCCUCGGGUGGAGAAGAGGCUCGUACAUGGAUCACCGGACUUAAAUACCUAAUGGCAGGCAUUAGCGAUGAGGACAGUCUAUCCAAGCGGCAGAGAACACGAGACCAAUGGUUGAAGCAGACGUUUGAUGAGGCAGACAAGAAUGGAGAUGGUAGCUUAAGUAUUAAUGAAGUUUUGCAACUUAUGCACAAACUGAAUGUCAACCUCCCAAGGCAAAAAGUAAAACAAAUGUUUAAGGAAGCAGAUACUGAUGAUAACCAAGGCACCCUUGGAUUUGAUGAAUUCUGUGCAUUCUAUAAAAUGAUGUCUACAAGGAGAGAUCUGUAUCUACUUAUGCUCACCUACAGCAACCACAAAGAUCACUUGGAUCCUGAGGACCUCAAGAGAUUCCUAGAAAUUGAACAGAAGAUGAUGAAUGUGACAAAACAAAACUGCUUGGAUAUUGUGGCUAAAUUUGAACCUUGCCCGGAGAACAAAAAUCAUGGAGUCCUCGGAAUUGAUGGUUUCACCAACUACAUGCGCAGUCCAGCAGGGGAUAUCUUCAACCCAGAACACUAUCAAGUCAAUCAAGAAAUGACCUUGCCUCUAAGUAACUAUUUCAUUUCAUCUUCUCACAACACAUAUCUCAUGGGAGACCAGCUGAUGUCUCAGUCUCGGGUUGAUAUGUAUGCGUGGGUCCUACAGGCAGGAUGCCGGUGUGUAGAGGUUGACUGCUGGGAUGGACCAGAUGGGGAACCUAUAGUACAUCAUGGCUACACAUUAACCUCAAAGAUACUCUUCAAAGAUGUUAUUGAAACUAUAAACAAAUAUGCUUUCAUCAAAAAUGAAUAUCCUGUAAUUUUGUCCAUUGAAAAUCACUGUAGUGUGGUGCAACAGAAGAAAAUGGCGCAGUAUCUGAUCGAAAUCUUAGGGGACAAGUUAAAUCUAAAUACGGUCAUGAAUGGGGAUUUAACUAAACUGCCUUCGCCAGAAUGCUUGAAAUGCAAAAUAUUAGUAAAGGGAAAGAAGCUUCCUGCCAGCAUUAGUGAUGAUGCAGAAGAGGGUGAGGUUUCCGAUGAGGACAGCGCUGAUGAAAUUGAAGAUGACUGCAAACUCCUAAAUGGAGAUGCUUCCGCUAACAGGAAGCAAGUGGAAAAUAUAGCGAAGAAGAAACUUGACUCAUUAAUGAAGGAAUCCAAAAUCCGAGAUUGUGAAGAUCCUAACAAUUUUACUGUCACCACACUACCGUCCCCUGGAAAGCUCAGCCAGAAAACAGAAUUGAAAAAGAAAUAUUUACCUGGUGGUGAUAAAUCUUUGAGCAAAACGGAGGAUGAGGUUGAAUCUGCAGAAGAUGCUAGUCCUAACAAACGGCACAGUCGUUCCUUAAUGGGAAGUUUUUCAAAGCGGAAGAAAAAAGGUGGACGCAUCAAAAAGUGUUCAAGCUUAGAAGAGGCUGAAGAUAGCUUGGAACGUCAAGGUAGCUUAGCAAGAACAUCGGCACAUUAUGGUCGCAUAAAUAGGCAGAAGAAAACUAUGAAACUUUCGAGAGCCCUGUCCGACCUGGUGAAAUAUACAAAGUCAGUUGGUAUUCAUGAUGUUGAAACAGAAAUUUUUUGCAGCUGGCAAGUUUCUUCUUUUAGUGAGACUAAAGCUCACCAGAUUCUUCAGCAAAAACCAGCACACUUUGUUAGAUUUAACCAACAUCAGCUAUCUCGCAUUUACCCAUCAUCCUACAGAGUCGAUUCAAGUAACUAUAAUCCUCAACCCUUUUGGAAUGCCGGCUGCCAAUUAGUUGCUUUAAAUUACCAAUCGGAAGGACGAAUGCUGCAGCUAAACCGAGCUAAGUUUAACAGCAAUGGAAACUGCGGCUAUGUUCUGAAGCCAAAAUGUUUAUGUCAUGGUGCCUUUAAUCCCAAUUCCGAAGAUCCUUUGCCAGGUCAAUUAAAGAAACAGCUUAUUCUACGGAUAAUAAGUGGUCAACAACUUCCAAAGCCUAAAGAUUCCAUGUUGGGGGACCGAGGAGAGAUUAUUGACCCUUUUGUGGAGGUUGAGGUGAUUGGUUUGCCUGUGGAUUGCUCUAAAGAACAGACCAGGGUAGUCGAUGACAAUGGGUUUAAUCCGAUGUGGGAGGAAACUCUUGUUUUUACAAUACACAUGCCAGAAAUAUCGCUAAUUCGUUUUCUCGUCUGGGACCACGAUCCUAUUGGUCGGGAUUUUAUAGGACAGAGAACGAUUUCAUUUAGCAGCAUGAUGCCAGGAUAUCGGCAUGUGUACCUGGAAGGUAUAGAAGAAGCAUCCAUCUUUGUUCAUAUAGCAAUUAAUGACAUCAGUGGUAAGGUCAAGCAGGCCGUGGGCUUAAAAGGACUGUUUCUGCGAAAUCCAAAGCAAGCUUCUCUGGACAGUCAUGCUGUUGGAAUUCUUCAUCGGAAACACUCUAUUAGUAGUCACAUUUUAAGGAGAACCGCCAGCGCUCCAGCCAAAGGCCAGCAAAAAAACAAAAAGGGCUUUCCAGAAAUUGCCAUUGAUUCCAAAGAUAACAGCUCAGAAGGAGCUAGUGAAGAUAGGGAGACAGAUGACUCCUCUCUACCACGCUUUGAUAAAGAUCCUGAAUGUGAUUCUCCAGCCGUUUCUUCUAGGGAUGAUACUCAUUUGGAAUUACAUAGCAAGCAUUUAAAAGAUACCCAACAAUAUUCAAUUUAUAGGUCGGUCUCCUCUUUAUGCAGCCUUGAGACCAUUACAGAAGAGCCUAAUUUUUCCAAGGAAAAUGAUUUUAUUGGACCAACCUUUCCCCAAACUCUUGCCUAUCUCAGAAAGGAGGGAAAAAAUGCAUAUGAUCAACUACAACAGUCUGAAUGUAGUAGUCCCUCUGUAGAUGGGCAAUGGCCAAGCCAAUUAAACCAUGGUGAAACCAAGCCUUUGACCAAUGGUCCACUUCCAGAAAAUGGAAACAAUAAUACAGCUAGACACUUUAAAGACAAGAAUGAAAAUAUAGUUACUUAUGUCAAUGGAAAAUGUGAGGCUCCAUUUUCUGUAAAUUCUUAUAUCAUAAAGCCUGGAUUGUCUUUACUUGCUGAUAUUUCAAAAAAUUGCACUGAACAGGGUCAAGUAAAAGGGAAACCAUCUGACCGUUUGUCAUUCCAUACUAAUGAUACUUUAAAAGGAAACAAAGUAACAUGCUCUAAAUUCCCAGAGCAACAAAAGAUGUCUUUAGGUUUUCCUGUUUCAAGACCACCUUUUGAUAGACAUAUUCAGCAUCCUUCUCUAUUACGUAAUGGCCCACCUAUGCUUGUGAGAAGAACAAAGAGUGAAGGAUAUGUUAUGUCAAACUGCUCAGCCUUAAAAUCUUCAUGUCAGUCCCCUGUGGCUGAAGUAUAUUCUGAUGCUACAAUCAAUGACAGGAUAUGGAGCAAACUUGAACCCACCAGUCAUAGGGACAGCAUGUCUUCGUCUUCCAGCAAAUCAUCUAAUGAUACAGUGAUUGAUCUCUCAUUACCAAAUUUAGCUCAGAAAGAUUUAUUGGAUCUUGACAUUACUGAUGAUAACUUUGAAAGCCUUCAUUUAAAAAAUAGUAUAAGACCAAGAUCCGCAACAACAGCAACAAGGGAAAUGUCAUUAGGGGUAACCAAAAGCAAAUCUAAUCCUAAUUUAAGAUAUGAUAACCAAGAAGAAGAUGAGCUCUGUCCCAGGCCUCUUUCUAAAGGUCCUGAAGAAGUAUUGCCACCAAUGCCAAGAAGGAACACCUGGAACAGGCUAUAUGUAGAGAGUCUAAAGAAGACGCCUGAAAAGCCCAACUCUGAUGUAAAGUCAUCAGCCAACCAAUCAAUAUCCAAAAGUCUUGGGGAUUUAACCUCAGAUGAUAUUUCAUGCAAUUUUGAUAGUAAGUACAGGAGUAUAAGCAGAAGUUUUAUCACUAGACCAAUGAGAGCCCAAAGGAAAAAUGCCAGCAUGAAGAUUUCUGCUAAGUCCGAAGAUUCAUUAACAGAACAACUCAAAAAGUUGACAAGCUUUCAGAAAGAAAAUGAUAUCAUGUCACCAACGUCAUAUGAACCUACUCCAAGUGAAGAAGAUGGCAUGGGUCUACUUCGGAGGACAUCCUCGAGAAGUCAGAGCCGAGUGAGAUACAUUGCAAAUAGAGCAAAGCAGGCUCAAGAAAGGCAAAGACUUCAAAACCUUUGCCGAGAAAAUGGCAAUUCAAUAGAGGAGAGAGGGAAUCCAGAAGGAGCAUGUGCAAUAACCAAAGGGAUCUAUAGUGAUUCUCUAUCACCCUCACCGUUUACAUCUGAAUCUUUGGACAGAUUUGGACCAUGACUGUAUAGUGCUGUUAGAUGAUGAGCAAAUAUAACAACUCUAUUCGUGUAAUUUAUGUAUAGGAUAAAGUUGUCCAUUCUAGAUAUACCUCGAAGGGAGAAAACAAGAGAUGCCCUUUUACAUUGGAACUGUACAGGACAGAUGCAUUUCUAUAGCACUUAAAGCACUGUAUAUAGUUUUGAAUUUAUAGACUUACAAUGGUUCUGCAAUCCUCGAUAAGUAUGCAUUGUUUUUAACUGUUAUUUCAGAAACCACCCAUUUCUUGGAUGCCUGACCUCUUCUCCAGUUUAGACCAUACGAUCAGCACAGUGGAAUACAUUGUGUUCCAAUACAUAGUAUACCUAACUAACUCACCCUUUUUCUGCUUUACCUUUGUGAAAGUUAUAUUUUUUAAAUUGCAGCUGUACAUAGCAUACUUUAAAGUACAGUUUAAUUUUAUUUUUUUGUACUGCCAUACAAGUUUUUUCAAUAUAUAUGUUGAAAAAUAUGAAAAAAAAGUU